Echinops telfairi (small Madagascar hedgehog) is the source of this 865-nucleotide messenger RNA. RefSeq names its product phosphatidylethanolamine N-methyltransferase (gene PEMT). Gene Ontology annotation, biological process: phosphatidylcholine biosynthetic process. The record is from RefSeq and is a predicted model, not a curated record. The transcript is spliced from 7 exons. Lineage: Eukaryota; Metazoa; Chordata; Mammalia; Afrosoricida; Tenrecidae. Gene Ontology annotation, molecular function: phosphatidylethanolamine N-methyltransferase activity. Bases 40 to 639 code for a protein of 199 amino acids.
UAGCAAAACAACAGAAGUGGCCAGGCAGACUUCUACGUUAUGGCCUGGCUGCUGGGCUACGUGAACCCCUUGGAUCCCAGCUUUGUGGCUGCAGUCCUAGCCAUCGCCUUCAACCCGCUCUUCUGGAAUGUGGUCGCAAGAUGGGAACAGAAGACCCACAGACUGAGCAAGGCCUUCGGGUCACCCUACCUGGCCUGCUAUGCGCUGGGCGGCGCCAUCCUGCUCCUGAACCUGGUCCGCUCACACUACUUCACACAGGCCAUGCUGAGCCAGCCCACGAUGGAGAGCCUGGAUAAUGUCGGAGCCUACUGCGUGGGCCUCGCCCUCCUGGGAGCGGGUGCCCUGUUUGUACUCUCCAGCUUCUCUGCACUGGGUUUCACUGGAACAUUCCUAGGUGAUUAUUUUGGGAUCCUCAAGGAAGCCAGAGUGACCACGUUCCCGUUCAGUGUCCUGGACAACCCCAUGUACUGGGGCAGCACUGCCAACUACCUAGGCUGGGCCAUCAUGCACGCCAGCCCUGCCGGCCUCCUGCUGUCCGCCAUCGUGGCCCUGGUCUAUGUGAUUGCGGUCUGCUAUGAGGAGCCCUUCACAGCAGAGAUCUACCGGCAGAAAGCCGCCAAGUCCCACAAGCAGAGUUGACCGGCCGGCUGGUGGGCCUGGGAGGAAGGCAGCAGUUGUGCUGGGGUCGAGCCCUCUGCCCGCCCUGCCCAGCCCACUCCGAGGGGCACAGCCUCCACUGCUCAGGCUCACACCUCAUGGCUUCUCCAGUGCCUUGGAAACGGCUGUCGUGGGGGCUGGCUGUUACGCUUCCUCUGAGUCUCCACUGUCCCUGCACCCAGAUUCCCCAAUAAAGGCCUCUGUCUCA